Cryptococcus amylolentus CBS 6039 is the source of this 855-nucleotide messenger RNA. RefSeq lists its product as hypothetical. The transcript has 5 exons. The coding region runs from base 1 to 813 and encodes 270 amino acids. The record is from RefSeq and is a predicted model, not a curated record. NCBI's taxonomy places the organism in Eukaryota, Fungi, Basidiomycota, Tremellomycetes, Tremellales, Cryptococcaceae. Gene Ontology annotation, molecular function: NADH dehydrogenase (ubiquinone) activity.
AUGGCCGCCCUCGCCCGCCCCCUCCUCGCCCUCCGAGCAGCUCGCCCACCAGCCCCCGCCGCCACGAGGGCAUUCUCCCGCCCAGCAUUCCUCAGACAGCAACAGCCGUCCGUCGCACCCUACAAGGAGCCAGUCGGUGUCAACCCCGCAGACAGGUCCCGCGCCGUCAGCACCCCCCUCCACGAGUACGGACAGUACAUCACCUCCUGCCUCCCCAAAUACAUCCAGCAGUUCUCCGUCUACAAGGACGAACUCGUCCUCUACAUUCCUCCCUCCGCCGUCAUCCCUGUCUUUACCUUCCUCAGGGACCACACCCAAUGCCAAUACAGGCAGAUAUCGGAUAUCACUGCCGUUGAUUUCCCAACAAAGGCCUACAGGUUUGAGGUCGUCUACAACCUCCUCUCUGUCGAGCACCAGUCCCGUAUCCGAGUCAAGACGUACGCCGACGAAGUCACCCCCGUUCCUUCCCUCUGUGGUCUCUACAAUGGCGCAAACUGGUACGAACGCGAAGUCUGGGACAUGUUUGGUGUCUUUUUCGAAGGGCACCCGGAUUUGAGGAGAAUCUUGACGGAUUACGGGUUUGAAGGUCACCCCCUGCGGAAAGAUUUCCCCUUGACUGGUUACUCUGAGGUGCGAUACGAUGACGAGAAGAAGCGUGUGGUGUACGAACCUCUCCAGCUUACUCAGGCUUUCCGAAACUUUGGUGACGCCGCUUCCCCCUGGGAACAAGUUGGUGGUGGUGACCCCACUACCCAGCCAGAAGAUUACAAGAUUCCUCCUCCCCCUCCCCCCAAGGAGGAGGAGAAGAAGUAGAUUGUCGGGUAGAGAUGCUGGGAUCGGGAUGUAUGGACUGUU